Messenger RNA from Zeugodacus cucurbitae (melon fly), 1422 nucleotides. Its product is annotated as cyclin-dependent kinase 20. NCBI's taxonomy places the organism in Eukaryota, Metazoa, Arthropoda, Insecta, Diptera, Tephritidae. Gene Ontology annotation, cellular component: nucleus. The coding region runs from base 381 to 1268 and encodes 295 amino acids. The transcript has 6 exons. Gene Ontology annotation, biological process: protein phosphorylation. The record is from RefSeq and is a predicted model, not a curated record. Gene Ontology annotation, molecular function: cyclin-dependent protein serine/threonine kinase activity; ATP binding.
GGAAUAACAGCGCAACACGAUUUUGAAAAUUUUCUAAGCGAGCAUUUAGAAUGUUUAAUAUGGAAAUAUGACUCAUAUUUUGAAAACGCUUAAAUUUGUCUGACCGAACAAUAUCUACAAAAGUGGAAAUAUUAGGUGAAAUUGUGGCGCCAGCUCUAUUUUGUCUAAAAUCGACUUGUGCGUUUUUGUUUUUACUGAGGUCAUAAAAAUAGUUGUUAGGGUUGUAUGAAUAGCACAUGUUGAACUGUUAAAGGAUUGCCUUGGUAACAUUCAUAACUAAUGCAAUAACAAAAGGCCAAUCAACAUUGUUUGUCAUGCAAUUCCAACAUUAUUUUAUUUGUUUGAUUCGUUAAUAGGUAAUCGUGAGUAGUUGUUGCAGAAUGGAGGACUAUGCACCUAGUCGUUACAAAAUGUUAGAGAAGAUUGGCGAAGGAGUGCAUGGCUACGUUUUUAAAGCCAUCGAUCUGCAACGACAAAAACCGGUAGCUAUUAAAAAGGUUGCAUUGAAAAAUAAAUUUGGAAAUAUUUCGCUCAACACUCUGCGCGAAAUAAAAACAUUGCAACUGUGUCAAUCGGAAUAUAUAGUAUCAAUUAUUGACAUAUACCCAGACUUAACCGGUCUCUCGUUGGUACUAGAAUAUAUGCCAGAAACCUUAUAUGGGAAAUUGCGAAACGAAAUCAAUCCACUAAGUAGACAACAAAUUCGUAAAUUCACAUUAAUGAUGCUCAAGGGAAUCGAAUAUCUGCACAACAUGGGCAUUAUGCAUAGAGAUAUAAAACCAGCGAAUCUUCUUAUAAGCGAAGAUGAAAAACUUAAAAUUGCUGAUUUUGGUUUGGCACGUUUACAUUUUCCAAAAGAUGAGAAUAAGUUAUAUUCACCACAAGUCUCUACUCGCUGGUAUAGAGCUCCGGAAAUCCUGUGGGGCAGUCAAAAGUAUGGUCCAGCUGUGGAUAUGUGGGCUGCCGGAUGUGUUUUUGCAGAAAUGCUGAGAGGAGUGCCACUAUUUUCGGGCGCAACUGAUAUCGAGCAAUUGGCUCUCGUAAUAAGGACAUUAGGUAGCCCCAGACUAAAUGAGUGGCCAGAUAUUAAUUUAUUACCAGAUUACGACAAAAUUCGAUUCCCAAAGGCAAUUGGGGUUCACUGGGAUAACCUGUUUCCUAGCUGUACACAUGCAGUUGAAAUUAAUUUGGUAUCGAACUUAGUAGUGUAUAAUCCGAAGAACCGUCUAACAGCGUCCGAGGCAUUAAAUCAUGAUUACUUCCAAUGAGCUCAGAAUGAAAUGUAUCGUAGUAAAUAGCGCAUAUAUGUAUGUAUGUAAAUGUACUAGUAUUAUGUAUAUUUCGUAGAUAUUCAAAGAUAUGCAAGUUUCUAAAUUGUGCAGAUUGAAUAAAAAUAAUUUUUUUUGCAAAGUAAUAUUUAAA